This is a messenger RNA of Dreissena polymorpha, 1600 nucleotides long. RefSeq names its product neuronal acetylcholine receptor subunit alpha-3-like. The record is from RefSeq and is a predicted model, not a curated record. Gene Ontology annotation, molecular function: acetylcholine-gated monoatomic cation-selective channel activity; transmembrane signaling receptor activity. Bases 1 to 1434 code for a protein of 477 amino acids. Lineage: Eukaryota; Metazoa; Mollusca; Bivalvia; Myida; Dreissenidae. The transcript is spliced from 7 exons. Gene Ontology annotation, biological process: signal transduction; nervous system process; chemical synaptic transmission. Gene Ontology annotation, cellular component: postsynaptic membrane; neuron projection; synapse.
AUGAGAGCUAACGUGUACAUCAUUCUUCUGGAGAUGAACCGGUGGUUGCUGUUCGUUCUCUGCGUGAUUCCUACCGAUGAACAGCGUCUGAUAGACAAGGUACUAGCCGGCUACAACUCCGCCUCCAGGCCAGUGUACAAUGCCUCGCACCAGGUCACUGUCAAGUUUGGAAUAACGCUUGCUCAAAUCCAGGAUAUGGAUGAAGUCAAUCAAGUCCUUACCAUCAACGUCUGGCUUGAGCAGGAAUGGGUGGAUGAACGCCUUCGCUGGGAUCCUGCUGAAUUCAAUGGAUUAAAGAUUCUACGCAUGCCCUGUGAAAAGCUAUGGUUACCCGACAUUGUGCUUUACAAUAAUGCAGAUGAUUUUACUGCGGGAUAUAUGCAGGCUAAAGCGAUGGUUCAACACGACGGCAACGUGUUCUGGGCGCCACCUGCAAAAUUCAGAAGCUCAUGCAAGAUUGAUAUCACUUACUUUCCGUUCGAUGACCAGAUUUGCAGAAUGAAAUUCGGUUCUUGGACAUAUGACGGCUUCCAGGUGGACAUGGUGAAUCGCUCUGCACAGGUUGACCUUUCUAAUUACGUAUACAGUGGCGAAUGGGAACUGAUUGACAUACGAGUAGUCCGGAAUAGUGUGACGUACGCAUGUUGUGAAGAGUUCUUUCCCGACGUAACAUUCACCAUAAUCAUGCGGCGAAGGACUUUGUACUAUCUUUUUAACAUAAUCUUCCCUUGUCUGUGGCUUACGAUUCUCAGCCUGCUGGGAUUUUGGUUGCCGCCUGAUAGUGGAGAGAAGAUAACGCUCGGAAUAACGGUGCUUUUAGCCUUCUCCGUAUUUAUGCUUUUGAUUGCAGAAAAUAUGCCAGCUACAUCUGAAUUCGUACCACUUAUAGGCAUAUACCUUACGGUGACCAUGGGAAUGACUUCUCUCUCCAUCAUUUUGACGGUGUUUGUUCUGCAGUUGCACUACGUUGGUCCGCACCAGAAAGGUGUCCCACACUGGCUCCAGUUUGUCUCGUACGAACUACUCGCUCGGCUGGUGUGUAUGCGUCCGCGGCACAACCCAUUCAUGUCGGGUUUUCGGUCAAAUAGCGCAGUGAUAAACAGAUUUCCAAACGACGAACACACAUCGCAAAUAAGAACAGCGACAUUGUUACCGCAACAAGUACUUCUCAAUCAAUUUGAUAAUAACCACAGUGUCAAUUUGAAUUUAUUGGAACCAAACCCGGAUGAAACUCAAGACAGAAUUACAGUCUCUUUGAAGCAAUUAGUGGAGAAACAAGACCUGGAAGAGCGACAUCAAGACAUAGUCAAUGAAUGGCGAUUCGUGGCAAUGAUAAUGGACAGAGUUUUGUUUUGGUUAUUUCUGCUUGCUGCCAUACUAUCGUCUAUUAUAAUUCUAAUAAUUAUGCCUUUGAGAAAACCACCUGUCGCGUAGUCGUCUUACAAACGGGUAGCCAUCUUAACUUGCUGGAUUUUCUUUCCGAGUAUUUCUAACAAAAGCAAACACUAGAUAAAACAUUCUCUGUUGAUUGAGAGUUUAUUUUCAUUCACUCGAUUUCAUGUAUCAUCAACUUCGCUUCGCUCUGAAUAGUUGCAUAUAA